AUGCCUGCCGGUCCCGACGGCCCUACCCAAAUCGGUACUCGCAAGUGCGAGAACGUGAAGUGUGGCCGAGGCACUGAAACUGGCGGGAAACUCAUGAAGCAAUGCGCUGGAUGUUCAUCCGCGACGUACUGCAGCAAAGAAUGCCAAAAGGCAGCAUGGCCAAUGCACAAGCCGUGUUGUCGCUUAAUCAAGCGGAACGCGGAGGUCCUCUCCAGCCUGGAUGAAGAUGCGCAACGCUUCGGAUACGAGUCUUCCAUAACCUUCGCGCAGGCGAUGCACGAGUACACUGAGGCGCACCAAUGGGCCGUCUACAACAUGAUACUCGCUCACAUCCUGUUGAAAAGCGGCCCAAGCAUGGCUAUCGCUCAGCGGGAACCUAUCGGCGCGGUCAUGCUGCGAUUUCUCCUGGUCUGCCAAUCGACUCCAGCGACGCCGCGCUCGCAACGCAACCCUGCGACCACAUUCAAGGUCGUCGAGCACGGAUUUAUGCGCAUGGACUACUACGCCACCGGCCCCGCGCGGAAUGCACGGCUCUGCGCGGACAUGAUAAAGGAGUGCCAAACCUACCACGAAAAGAACUUGAGAUCGAAGACCCUCGGUCCGUUCUACGUCGGAGUCAUUCCCAUCGUGUACACCACCUCCGAAGUAUGCGUCCAGCACAUCACCCUCUUUCCUGUGUUCCGACCACCGAACAACAUCAACAUGGACCCCUUGGUGAAGCGCGUCCUCCACGACUUAAUUCGCUACUGCGUGUACACGAUGGACAACGGCUUCCCGCUCCGCGCGGUCGACCACAGCAUCCAGCCGUACUACGCCGUCCCGGGGCGUUUCACGCGCUCGAAGGAUAAGCAGUGGAUAUGGGAGGCGCUGUUCGAAGAAUGGGCCGAAUAUGAGGACGGGCGUACGCACUGCGGUCGCCUUCCGGGGAUGGAGGAGCUGGGACUAGCGAUGUCCCCCGGCGCAUUGAUGAACCUCUACACCGCGUUCUGGGUGAUGAAGACUGCUACCGUUGUGAGUCUCAACCUGCCAACCAAGUACUCUGUCUAG
This is a messenger RNA of Trametes versicolor FP-101664 SS1, 1047 nucleotides long. RefSeq lists its product as uncharacterized. The record is from RefSeq and is a predicted model, not a curated record. Bases 1 to 1047 code for a protein of 348 amino acids. NCBI's taxonomy places the organism in Eukaryota, Fungi, Basidiomycota, Agaricomycetes, Polyporales, Polyporaceae. The transcript is spliced from 3 exons.